Molecule: messenger RNA, 2184 nt
Organism: Mollisia scopiformis
Lineage: Eukaryota; Fungi; Ascomycota; Leotiomycetes; Helotiales; Mollisiaceae
Product: MFS general substrate transporter
Exons: 6
Coding region: 275-2041 (588 amino acids)
Biological process (GO): transmembrane transport; basic amino acid transport
Cellular component (GO): fungal-type vacuole membrane
Molecular function (GO): basic amino acid transmembrane transporter activity
Source: RefSeq, a predicted model, not a curated record
AGAGCCGUUCUUGCCGACAAGGCUGCGCGAGGAAUUUCGUUGAUUAGGAAGCAGUAUCACUUUUUUGUAGUCAACCUUCGUCAUGACCAGGACGGCUUUCAUCUCUGCCAUAUCCGAUUACUAUCUGUCCUCAAACAGUAUCAUCAUGGACCCCUGACUGAGCCAUCUGUCUAGCUUAUCUCGCAAUCGCUCUUCAAAGUCCACAUAGCUCGAACCACCAACCCGACAGCAUCAAGAGUGGCGUGUCACGUGUGUGGAAGCAACUUUAAGGAUCAUGGCGCAGGAGAGUGGGAGUGCAACUCCUGAGGCGGGAGAGCAAUCGUCACUGCUGGGGGAGCAAAGGAAUAUCAAAGUUGAUGAUGCUAGCUCCGAGACCUUGACGGGGUCGCAAGGCGCGGAUGAGGAAGAGUUAGUGGACCCGGAUAGGGCGAAUCAGCAAGUUGGUCGAGGGAGAGGAAUGUUGAUUGUAUUGAGUCUAUGGGGAUUGAUUUUCUUACAAGCUGCCAACAUGUCCGGCAUUACCACCACACAAUCAAAAAUUGCCGAAGAUCUGGACGCAUUUGCUGCUGCGAGUUGGUUCACUUCCGCUUACCUAAUAGCUGCGUCCAGCAUAUCUCCACUAUCUGCUCGUCUGGCCCAAGUAUUUUCUCCAAGAGUAUGCGUUCUUGUAUCAUCUGUAUUCUUUGCUCUCGGAGGUCUCAUAGCAUCACAAGCACAAGAUUUGACAGGUUUCCUUGCUGGAAGAGCUGUUCAAGGUCUUGGUGGGGCUGGUAUCAUGACCAUCUCUUUUAUUUUGGUGCUUGAGCUUGCUGGCAAGAAGCGGAGAGGUCUGUACAUUGGACUGGUCAACACAGGAUUUACGAUUGGUGUCUCUUUUGGAGCUGUCGUAGCCGGUGCUUUACUGCCUGUUACUGGAUGGAGAUUCCUGUUUUGGAUUCAAUGUCCACUUGCACUGGCUUUUGGCACUGGAAUAUUCUUCAGCAUUCCAAAACACUUCACAUCUGGGCAGAAAGAUGAUGGAGCCUCGAUCAUGCGUAAGCUUGCUAGGAUUGACUACCUUGGAGCGCUCAUGCUUAUUGCCACAAUUUCACUCUUCCUGUUCGGACUAUCAUCCCAGCACGUCCUUUGGAUACCAAUUGUCGUCUCUUUCGUCCUGCUGAUAUUCUUCGUCUGCAUCGAGCUUUACAUAGCUUCUGACCCCAUCAUCCCAAUCUCCGUCCUGAAAUCAAGAGGAGCUCUUUUGUCAUGCGUGGCCCAGUUAGGGAUUAUGGCAGCUAGAUGGUCAGUCCUAUUCUACACACCAGCCUAUGCCAUCGCCAUUCGAGGCUGGUCACCUGCUUCGGCUGGAUCAAUUCUUCUACCCACCAAUUUCGGCUUCGCAAUCGGUGGCAUUCUGGCAGGAGGACUACAUAUCAAACGUAGUGGUAGCUUCUGGCUACCAAGCAUAGUCUCAUACUCCCUCUUCGCAUGCGCACUUGCUCUAAUCUCCCAAAUUUCCAACCAGGACACGCCCACACUCCUCUAUUUCCUCGCCGUCUUCGUCAACGGCCUAUGCAUUGGUUCGGCCCUGAACUACACCCUAGCGCACCUUCUCCAUUUGACUCCACCAUCCACGCACUUCAUCUCCACAUCUCUACUCACCACAUUCCGAGGCUUCGCAGGUUCAUUCGGCUCGGCUAUCGGUGGAGGACUCUUCGUCAGAGUGCUGAAAGCGAAACUGGAACAAGGGUUCGAGGAGCAUGGUGAUUUGGAAGGCAACGAGGAUUUGAUUAGGAGGCUUCUUGGCAGUCCAGCUCUGGUGAAGGAACUAGUGGGUUUUGAGAAGCAGAUUGCAAUUGAUAGCUACGUUGGGGGGCUCAAGGCCCUUUUCGUUGCUGGAGUGGGGCUGGCUGUCCUGAUGGUGGUUGUGCAGGCUUUUACUGGGUGGAAGGAACCGGUUGAGGUUAAGGGAGAGAAUGAGGCGAAUGGGAAUGAGGUUGAGAAUGGGUUGCUUGGGGUAGAGGAUGAGGAAUGGGAAGAGGGAAUGGAGCAGGGUGUUUAGUUUCUUGGAUUCGGUAUUGGAUAUUGGAAGUUGGAUUGGUACAUAUGGGUGGAUGGCUGCUUCUGAGAUUAGAUUUUGGAGCAAGUGGUACUUAGACUUAGAUGAGGAUGUAUGAUGAUUGUGUGAUGAAUUCUCUGUGUCUC